AUGGCGCGCGGGGCUUCUUGGCCUCGGGACGCCCCCGCGACUCCGUCGCCUCCAGCGUGCGAAUCGAUUCGUUGGUGCGUCCGCGGGAGCUGCAGGGGAGUCGCGGGUCAAGGCUACGUGGCGCAGCCGGUGCGCGGAGCCGGGAAGCCGCGCGCUCCUCACCGGCGCGGAGUGUCGGCGGCCGUUGGAGAGAACAAAAGGGAAAGCGAAAGAGACCCUGGUUUCGCAGCCACGCCUCCGAUCCUGCUCGCCCGGCGCCGCCCUCCCCUGAAGGCCGCCGGGAGAACCCCCAGACCUGCCGCUCGGGAACAGGGCCUGGGGAGCAGCCUGCACCAAACGGAGAGCGGUCGUCGCCCGCGCAGGCGGGCUGGCGAAGGGAGCGGGGCGUGCUGCGUCCAGCUCCCUCCCUUCUCCCGGCAAGUCGGCGCGGAAUUGCAAGGGCCCUCCGGCCGCGCAGGCUGCCGGGUCCGCCCCACCCCACCCGUCUGCCUCUGUUGCAGCGUCCAGCAGCUGAGUUCAAAGACCCACCCCAGAGGGGGGACGGACUCCGAGGCUCCCGCUGAGCGUCCCAAGAGCUUCCCCCAGGGGCCUGUCCCCCGCGGUGACGGCUCUGUGACCUACCCCAAGGAGCUUCCAAUCUCCGGGCAGUGACUGCGUCCCGCAGCAGCUCACCAGGAAGCAGGAAGUCAGCGCCUCCUCUCCACUCCCGCCAUUGCCUCUUGGGCACGUGAGGCGCACGCUGACUCAGGCCCCUGCUCAUGAGGACCCACACCCAGCCAGUGCUCUGCUGUGGCCAUCUUGAAGUUCUUUAUAAUUUUUGAACAAGGAGCCCUGUUUUCAUUUGCACCGAGUCUUGCAAAUGAUGUAGCUAUCACAGGCAUGGCCGUGCCCAGACCCCUAGAAUGACAGGUCUGAAGUAGCUGGGGGGGGUCUCUCCCUGCCUGCGCCCCCCGCACUUGCCGCUGCCCCAUCUGCUCAUCCCCUUCCAGCCUUUCCCUGGAUGCACACCAGGCUGGGUCCUGAGCGCGAGCUGGGUCCUCACCCCCUCCAGGAAAAUCCUCUGCCCUCCCCUCCGGUCAUGUGAACAGGGCACUCGGAUCGUGGCUAGGCUCAGCUAAAGCGACCCCUGACCUCUCACAGACGCACCCAGAGCCCUGUGCUCAGACUUUGGGCGCACACUUAGCACCAGAACCAGCCUGCCUCCUCGACUCGAGGCUCUUCUUGGCCGCUAAGCCUUCUCCCUCCCUUUGCCUGUUCCCAUGCCCGGUGUCGGUGACGGCGAGAGCUCGAUCAAACUGAGCGAGCACGUGAAUCUUCAUGCUAAAUGCCUCAGUGGGGGGGCAGGGGGUGCACAGCUUUAAGCCUCGGCCCCCUGGGGAUGUCAGGACCCAUCCUCUACUCAUCCUGGGGCUGCGGCUGAGCUCCUGCUGGGUGCUGCACUGGGGGCUUGGAGCUCCAGACAGGAGCAGAAGUCUGCAGGGGGCCCACUGCACCCACCCUGCCAGAGUGCGGGACAGGGGAGAGGAGUGUGGGUGCAUUCACACUGAGAGACAAGGCCAGAGCUGCCCCAAAGAGUUGGCCCCUUGACAGUGGGGGGACAGGCGAGGGGAGUGAGUGAGAAGAGCAGGAAGGCACCCCACGGAAGCCAGGGAGCCGUGGGCAUGGGUCCCUGCCAUACCUUCUGGGCACUGAGAAGCAGGCAGGGCUGAGCAGAGUGUGGCGGAAGGUUCUGUCCUAACGGGUCAGAUUUCUGGUCCAUUGGCAUUGUGGUUCUAAAAGAUCAAGCUGACCAUAUAAGGGAAUGGACAGAAGCUGCAAGAGAGGGUUAGGGUCCUGUCCAUCCAUCCCACAGAUAUUCUCAGCCGUCCCCUGUGUGGGGCACUGUCGCUGGUGAUGGGAUUCCCGUCCGAGCAAAGCCCUCUGGGUUUAUAGUGAUGAAAAGGCAGAGCAGGAGGAGGCUGCCAUGGGGAGUCUGGGGAGGGACGUUCUGCAGAGGAGGGGAUGGCAGGGCUGGUGCCUGAAGGAUGAGGACAACCAGAGCAAAGGAACCUCCGGGACAAGGAACAGUGUGCACGGCAUGGAAGGUGCCAGGAGGCAGGGCACAGAGCAAGGGGCCCACGCGGGAGAGCCGGUUUCAGUGGCUGCUUCUGUCACCGUACUGGGGCUGAGCCUCAGUUUCCCCGCUGUGACAUGAAGGAAACCAGACUGCCUGGCAUCUAUUUUGAAGAAGAAAGGAAAUGUCUCUGGGGGUGAUGUGCACAGCAUCGGGCUGGUCUGCCCCACUGCAAGGGGCCCCCAGUUCCACAGGACACAUCAGUGGGCUCUCAUGUUGAGCAGAAUUGUGUUUCAAAGGAAUAGAGGAGGGAGGGGCUCUCCCAGGAUGUAGGAGCCAGAUUACAGGUGGGGAGUGCGGGGGUGGGGGGACACAGCAAGGCCAACCCAGUCCCUCCCUCUCACACCCUCACAGCGUGUAUCACUCCCCAACCUCUAGCAUAAAUAUGUCUUUUGUUACUUAUCAAAGGCCUCCCAGGCGCGGGUGAGCUCCCCAAGGGCAGAGACUGUUCAUGUCUGUUUGGCAUGAACUUGGCAGGCACUGAAUGCCCCAUAGAGGGAGUGACUAGAUGGAGGGGGAAGGGCAGCUGUGGGGCAGGAAGGUGGCCGCAGGUUGGCCCGGGGGUAGGUAAGUGUAGGUGCAGAUGUGUCCAUGGGAAACAUCUUUAGAGGAGGAUCAGCGGGGGACCUGGUGUUGGAUCAGCUGUGGAGGAGGGAACAGGUGUGACCAAACACGCACGCACCUUGGAGAGACGGAGCCCCGGGGCGCACCACCCAGUCCUCCAUUCCGACACUGGCCACGUGCUCAGGGACAGGGAGGUGGCAGCAAGUGUAACGGAGCCGUGUGGUUCAGCCGUCGUCCUCGGAGCAGAGGGCAAGCGCUCAGACACCCGCACUCCGGAGACCGCGGAAGGGCGGUCGGAUGAUGGAGAAGGUGGCGACGGGAGACGCGCACCGACGGACGCCGGGGUUAGAGAGGGCAGCGCCGCAGCUGGCGAACUACGUGCACCUGCACAGCCGCCCACCUGGGGCGCGGGCGCGGGGGGGGGGGGGCGACGCCCCGGGGCGCUGCCGGGGCGGGGGGCGCAUCUCCGCGGCCGCGCGCAAACCUCCGCGCCCUCUUCCCCCGCCAGGGUCCGCCCGGCUUUGGCUCCCGACGCUCCGCUGGUGGAAAACUGGCGUAUCUGCCGGACUGGAGGGCGCUUCUGCGCCUCAAGGGUAUUUACCCUCGAGAGACGUGAAGUAGGACCGCGUGAGCGCUCAGCCCGAGAGACGCAGGCCACGCACAGCCCGCGGACGCACGGACGGACCGACGGACUCCUAAGGCUCAGGAGGGACGGUCAGCAAGACCAGACGGGGCAAAGGGGCCGGACUGUCCCUUUCCCUUGGUGGGGGAAGCGCGGGGUGGGGGGGGACCGCGCUCCGGCAGCCAGGCCUGACGUCAUUACACUCGAGCCAAUGGGGUGAGUCUGCGGCUGCGGGCCCCGCCCCCGGCCGAGUCCCGGAGCCCGGACCCGCGAGCUGCCGGGGCAGGGACCGCAGGGUCUGGCGGAGAAUUCGCCGCGUUUGCGUCCCAGUGCCCGGGCGUGUCCUCCAAGUCCUGAGCCGCCGCGAACGCCGUUCCGGGACGUAAAACCACCGGGGAAGUGCGCUUCACCACCGGAUGCCUUCCCCGCACCUCGAGAUGCGGGAACAGGGAGGGAAAACUCAUGCGAUCUUUUCAAUGAAAGAGAAAAUACAUUCUUAGAAAGAAAAAAAAAUCAGCAUUUCUUCAUGGCUCGGAGAGCCCGCCCGGAGCUCUCCGUAAAUGAGGACGAGGGAGA
Molecule: messenger RNA, 3875 nt
Organism: Lutra lutra (Eurasian river otter)
Lineage: Eukaryota; Metazoa; Chordata; Mammalia; Carnivora; Mustelidae
Exons: 2
Coding region: 1-651 (216 amino acids)
Source: RefSeq, a predicted model, not a curated record